AUGCCGUCGCUGGUCACCGUCAACAAUAACGUUUCCCUGCUGAGCAUCACUAUCGCUCCCAGCAUAUAUGUCGCAACCCUGACCUUGUCCUUCGUCUUCGUCUACCUGUACAUCGUCCAGAUCUCGUGGAAGCCGACACUGCUACCCAACACCAGCUACUUUAAGCGCACAAGUCGAACCACCAAGACCGCAGAGGCCGCACUCGAGCCGCCUCCUCUCCCACCACCACCCACUUACAAGGCCCUACCCGCACCACCCGCCGCCGAGGCCAGCGGCGCACUCGUCCGUCGCGGCAACCGCCACUCCUCCCAACACUACCAGCAACAGUAUGAUGAUGGCUACGAAACAUUCGACGACGGCGUGAACUUGUUCGGUCACCCGUCGCAUCAUUCGAGCUUCCGGUCAGACGACGCGGAGAGCGACCUGGGCCCGGAUCCCGAAAACUCAGUCUCCGCCGGUGGCUACAGUCCUCCGGCCUGGCGCCGCCUCGGAAACGGGAGUCGCGACAGCGGCUUCUGGCGGCGGAGUGAUGACCUGCUCGGCGCCUUCUCCCCGCAGCACCACGGACACCACCAAGGCUUUGGCGGCUUCAAGUCGAGGGAGUCUAGCCCCGAGUACGAUAGCGACGGCGACGAGAGCGAGUCGGUAUUGCGCAGGGCUAUGCGCACGAGGUUGCCGACGGGGAGCAUGAGUCCCGAUAAGGCCCGGUCGCCGAGUCCCGAGCCCAAGAUGGAGGAUAGGACGAUCAAGUUGGAGGAUAUUCCGUGGAAGGAGACGAGCCCUUCCGAGGGAACUUUGAAUCAAGACAAUUAUAUUAGAUUCGCAUUGCGCGCAGAAGUACAGCAGCGCACGGAACCCAUCGAAGCCCUCGUACAAUUCUUCCGCUCAAAGUGGCGCUUUUUGACUCACUCGUGGUCGUCCAUGAUCCUAUCCAUCCUCGUCGCCGUGCUCGCCGUAACUGCAACGCGCAACCUCUUCCAACCCGCUACGCAACAGCCGGUGCCCGACCUCGUCAAAGUCGCGGGCAUCGCGCGGUCUUUCGAACCGCUCAUUUACUUUUCCGAGAAUGGCGCAUCCCAGGUCGGCGAUUUGCAAGCGACUGGGGUUGCUGUGUGGGAUCUCGGCGAGAGUGUGCGCUCUAGCAAUAUGACUUCGGCGCCGAUCAUUGUCAAGGAGCUGGAUGAUCUCAGUGAGAGCUUGAAGACUCUAGCUGUUGAGCUGACAAAGUUCUUUGCGAACGUCGACGGCGAUAUUGAUGGCAUUCUCAUUGUCAUGGACUGGGCGCGCAGAGAACUUUCUCAAGUCCAACACCUUCCUUCAUCUCCUUUCACUGCCGCCUUCGACAAUAUCCACAAUCUCCUCUCCGAAGCCGGCGUUCUUGAAGACGGCUUCGGUACCCCAACGCGCCUUGGCUCUCUGUCGAGAUAUAUAUUUGGCAUGUCCAACCCGCAGCGCACGCGCCUCACCCUCCAGCGCACAUUCAAUGAGUUCCUCACCGUGCUCGAGGACGCCAUCAACUCGGAAUUACAGCAUUCCCUUGCCUUAUUUGCUCUCUUCGAGGCCAUCGACCACCAGUUCCUCAAUCUCGCGCGCACCGUCGUCCGCGAGGCAUCCGCGCAGGAUGAUCUGCACGCCGACUCGUUGUCGUCACUCUGGACGCGCAUCCUGGGCGCAAACGCCGCAGAGGUGGCCAAGUACGAGCGCAACCGUCUGCUGUUGCAGAACGUGAGGGAGAAGACGGUGCGCAAUAAGAGCAUACUGGUCGAGCAUAACGGCAAGCUCAUGGCCCUCAAGGCCAAUCUCGAGAACCUGCGACGCAAGCUCGUCAGCCCGCUUGUCAGGUCUGUGAACUCGAGCACCCUGACGCUUGAGGACCAGAUCCGCGGGCUGGAGGACGUCGGGGGAUACCUCGAGGGUGUGCGGACGCGGCAGAAGGGCAAGUUGAUGGAGAUGCUGUACGGGAGCGUUGGGAACAGUCGACGGCUCAUUGAGGAGCGGACGUAUGGCCGUACAGCAUGA
Molecule: messenger RNA, 2019 nt
Organism: Colletotrichum orchidophilum
Lineage: Eukaryota; Fungi; Ascomycota; Sordariomycetes; Glomerellales; Glomerellaceae
Exons: 4
Coding region: 1-2019 (672 amino acids)
Source: RefSeq, a predicted model, not a curated record